Mytilinidion resinicola is the source of this 1430-nucleotide messenger RNA. RefSeq lists its product as uncharacterized. The transcript has 3 exons. NCBI's taxonomy places the organism in Eukaryota, Fungi, Ascomycota, Dothideomycetes, Mytilinidiales, Mytilinidiaceae. Gene Ontology annotation, biological process: NAD+ catabolic process; NADP+ catabolic process. Gene Ontology annotation, cellular component: cytosol. Gene Ontology annotation, molecular function: metal ion binding; NADH pyrophosphatase activity. Bases 98 to 1330 code for a protein of 410 amino acids. The record is from RefSeq and is a predicted model, not a curated record.
CUCUUUCCGGGGAGAUAAUCUACCCCUCUACUUGUCUUCCUUUUCCCAACAUUCACUGCCACUUGCCUAUCCUCUUACAUUGUUUAGAUUCGCAGUAAUGACAGCACCGCCCGCACUACCAGAGCCAGCUCAUGCGGAAUUGGACUCGAUGUUGAGCCGGAAGUUUGGGAAAGAGGUUGCGAACUACUUCUCUGGAUCCCCACUGAAUCGAGUUUCUUUCCUCCGAACCGACCAUGCAUUUCUCUCGCAGGCUCUCAAGCACCCUUCAACGUCUUUCCUGUUAUUCAAUAACCUGAAUCCUCUGGUAAAGUCACCGACCCAGUUAGGCUAUUCAUUAUACAAGGACGUCCAAUCGCUCAUCGGUGAAGACCCAUUCACCAAGUCGGAGGAAGAUCUGAUAAAGGAAUACAACUCGUCAACUUAUAUCCCCCAAUUAAUCUUCCUGGGUCUGGACGACCGGAACAAGGAAGGUUUGGUAUACAAGGACCACUACAAAGGCGCACCAUACUUCGCUCUAGAUGUCACACCGAAAGAGUCCGUCACUACGGCAGCAGAGAGUCUGAUAGCCUCCCUGGAGUCAAAGGGCUUGGAGUUCUCCAAGGGCCGGAUGCACCUUUCUCUUCCGCCAGAAGAAGCUGCCAUAUACGCCGCAGCGCGACACGUUCUCGACUGGAACAGCCGUAAUCCCUUCUGCGCAGCCUGCGGUCAUCGGACCUUCUCCGUCAAUGGCGGUUUCAAGCGGACAUGUCCGCCCGCAGACCUGGCGUCAUCUCUAGACACAUCUUCUGUGCCACGGCCUCCCUGUGCUACUCGGACUGGUGUCUCGAAUCUCUCCUUCCCCAGAACCGACCCCACCGUCAUCAUGGCCGUCGUCUCGCACGACGGUUCCAAGAUCCUGCUCGGUCGGGGAAAGCGCUUCCCACCGCUCUGGUAUUCGACACUGGCGGGCUUCCUUGAGCCUGCAGAGAGCGUGGAGGAAGCUGUGCGCCGCGAAGUGUGGGAAGAGAGCGGCGUGCACGUCGGCCGCGUCGUUGUGCACUCCACGCAGCCAUGGCCAUAUCCCGCUAAUCUCAUGAUUGGUGCUAUUGGCCAGGCUAUUCCAGGAGGUGAGGAAAUUCAUCUCGGCCACGACGCUGAGCUCGCAGAUGCGAAGUGGUACACUGCGGACGAGGUGCGAGAGGCGUUGAGGAUUGGGACGAGUGGUAUCGGUGAGGGUCCGGGGCCCGAAUAUAAGGAAGGAGGUUUGAGACUGCCCCCUGGCACGGCGAUUGCGCAUCAACUGUUGAGUGCUGUGGUCGGCGGGUUCUUAGGGGGUGAGGCUAAGAUAUGAGCACAGUUGAAGGAAAGGCUUUGGAUUACUGGUCAUAUUACUGAUUGAUCUAUAGAAAAGAGAAAUAUACCAUGAGACUAGAGCUCUAGAUACCAGUCAA